This is a messenger RNA of Filobasidium floriforme, 6030 nucleotides long. RefSeq names its product nuclear protein 96-domain-containing protein. Lineage: Eukaryota; Fungi; Basidiomycota; Tremellomycetes; Filobasidiales; Filobasidiaceae. The coding region runs from base 276 to 5759 and encodes 1827 amino acids. Gene Ontology annotation, molecular function: structural constituent of nuclear pore. Gene Ontology annotation, biological process: RNA export from nucleus; post-transcriptional tethering of RNA polymerase II gene DNA at nuclear periphery; protein import into nucleus. The record is from RefSeq and is a predicted model, not a curated record. Gene Ontology annotation, cellular component: nuclear pore; nuclear pore cytoplasmic filaments. The transcript has 13 exons.
CGGUAUUCCACCUCGACAUUACAACAACUCUCGAUAGACUCCCGCAUUCAUAGUUGGAACUGUCAUAGUGAUACCGAAGCUUGAUCUCUCGGACGAAGAGCGAAAGUCGAGUUCUCGCUGCUGCAUAACAUUGCAGCAACGUGCGGUUAGAGAACAAGAACCAGAUCUGAGAUACAAGCAACGAACGCACCGAAGAAGCUCAUCAGGUGAAAUUCCAAUCGAGCUGGAAAAGCACGCAGUAAUCAACUAGAAGACAGCGUCUCGUAUACAUCGCCAUGUUUGGACAAACGGGAGGAUUCGGCUCGACGGGUACUGGCUUCGGUCAACAACCUCAGCAGGGUCAACAGACCGGAGGUCUUUUCGGUCAGACUUCUACCGGGUUCGGCCAACCUCAACAGCAGACUGGAGGGAUGUUUGGACAGACUCAACAACCCGGUCAGACGGGUGGACUGUUCGGUCAACCCGCUCAGCCCGCUCAACAAUCCACAGGGUUGUUCGGUGGUAGCACACCUGGUCAGACCAACGCUUUCGGUUCUACAGGAGGAGCUUUCGGAGCUUCUACCGGGACUUUCGGGCAGCAACAACAGGCUCGACCUGCGUUCGGAGCUACAGGGUCAACGGGCGGAGGUCUCUUUGGAGGCGCUUCUACUGGCUCGACCUUUGGCGGAUCCACCGGCUUUGGAGCGAACAAUAAUGCCGCACCAGCUACUGGCGGAUUGUUCGGAUCGACCUCGACAGGAUUCGGAGCUAAACCUGCUACGACCGGGUUCGGAGCGCCCGCUCAGACUGGGAACACGGGUGGGCUCUUUGGAGCCAAGCCGGCUGGUACGGGGAUGUUUGGAGGCGGUGCUCAGGUCGCUGGCCCGGUAACGAACGGCACGGCUGGGACCGCUUAUCAGCCUGUGAAGGAAAAGGACGGGAACACGAACAACUACACGGUCUACCAGACUAUCACGUGUAUGGACGCGUACAAGGGUGCCAGUCUCGAGGAACUUCGUCUGCAAGAUUACGAGCAGAACAGAAAGACCGCUCCUCCUCCUGGUACCAACGCUUUCGGUGCCGGUUCAUCCACUGGAGGCAUGUUCGGUCAACCCGCUCAACAACAAUCGACGGGUCUCUUCGGUGCCGCUCAGCCUGCUUCUACCGGGUUCGGGACUGGAGCUAGUACCGGUCUGUUCGGUCAGCCUGCUCAACCUGCGGGAACCACUGCUUUCGGUCAGCCUCAGCAGAGUACCGGAUUCGGAGCUCCUGCUGCCAGUACCGGGCUCUUUGGAUCUAACACUCAGAGCACUGGGACUGGGUUGUUCGGUCAGCAAAAUCAACAGCAGCCUCAGCAACAGACGGGCGGUCUGUUUGGCCAGCAAAACCAGCAGAGUGGCGGUCUGUUUGGGCAAUCCGGUUCCACGGGAACGACCGGUGGUCUGUUCGGGUCCAAUACGGGCGCCUCCACAACGGGGGGUGGCCUGUUCGGCCAACAACAACAGCAGAACGCUCAGCCGGCUGCUUCAGGUGCGUUUUCAUUUGGCGCAAACAACCAGAACCAAGCCAAGCCUGCCUUUGGAGGGUUUGGGACUGGGAGCACGACUACGAACACGUUUGGUCAGCCGGCCGCUCAGGGAGCUUCGACCGGGUUCGGAUUCGGUCAGACCGGCCAGCAAGCUCAGACUCAAGCUGCGCAACAGCCGAGCACUGGAUUCGGAUUCGGUGCCCAGUCGACCACUGCCGCGCCUCAGACGGGAGGCCUGUUCGGAAGUCAACCUCAGCAACAGAACCAACAAUCUGGUGGGCUCUUUGGUGCCAAACCCGCUGGUGGUUUGUUCGGCAGCACGACGGGAACAACCAACACUUUCGGAGCGUCCGCUCAGACUCAGGGUCAGACAGGAGGUGGAUUGUUCGGUGCUGCCCAACCCGCUCAACCUGCGGGACAACAACCUUCUGGAGGUCUCUUUGGGAACACGGGGACGAACACCUUUGGCGCCGCCAAGCCCGGCGGUCUGUUCGGUCAGCCUGCGCAGACGGGGACAACGGGAGGAGGUCUUUUUGGAAACAACUCGACCAAUACCAGCACCGGCUUCGGUCAGCCCGCUGCUCAGCCUAGCACCGGCCUCUUUGGCUCGACCAACCAACAAACGGGAGGAGGCUUGUUUGGCAACCUGGGAGCUUCCCAGCAGGGCCAGCAAAACCAGACCGGUCAAACCGGUGGGCUCUUCGGUGCCAAGCCGAAUAAUGCUGGAUCCGGCCUUUUCGGGCAGACCAACACGGGAUCGACUUUGGGUGCAUCCACUGGCGGCUCGGGCCUGUUUGGGAACUCGUUUGGCGGUGGCGCUCAGCAGCAACCCCAGCAGAACAUGGGUGGAUCGUUGUUCGGCAACUCGUCCACGAACCAGCUCCAGCAAUCUCAAGCGCAACCUCCUGUCAAUAUCGACAUCAACAACCCGUACGGGACCGGCGGCAUGUUCAGCGUACCUCCGUCUUUCCAGCCCAUCAACGUCUCGACUGGACCCAAGGUCUUGCCGCCAUUGUCUAGCUCGCUCAGGCCUGCACCUUCGGCUGGUAAGAUGACCCCUCGAUUCCGUGGCAUCUCGACUCCUGCUCGCGCGGCUAGUACGCUUCCGACGGGUUCUAUCUUGGGAGUGUCUACUGCGUCGAACGGGUCGCCUGCGAGGAACCUCUUUAGCACGCCUCCUCCGGAUACGCUUAGCCCGGCUGCCUUUACACCUCGACAAGGUGUCAAGAAGCUGGUCCUCCAUCGAAAGACUGAUUCCUUGUCCCUCAGUACUGCCGUGGCGAACAGGACGCCUCAGAUCUCGCGAUCGAUCUUGAACCCAGAGGCCGAUCACGAUGGUACAAGCGUCAACGGAAGUGUCAUGGGCAACACCGUGGCUGGCUCUCGCCAGGCCUCUGUCGCUCGUACGCAGAACGAGGACGCUGUCACCGAAAAGGAGCACAGGCGGACAGAUUUCUCGAGAAAGAUCGACUUGGAGGACUACAACGAUGGCGAUUACUAUACCAUCCCGGAGAUGAGCGAACUAUACAACGCUUCGAACGAGGACUUGAGCAGCGUCGAGGACUUUGUCGUCGGUCGCAAGGGGUACGGUAGGCUGACCUACCUCGAACCGGUCGACAUCGGCAACAAGACCACUCUGAACCGGAUCUGCGGCGACCUCGUCACCUUCAGAGACGGCAAGUGUGAGGUUUACCCAGAGAAAGCGGAUGAGCGUCCGCCCGGUGAAGGCCUGAACCACCGAGCGGAGAUCAGCCUCGAAGAUUGUUGGCCCAGGAACAAGGAGACUCAGCAGCCCAUCACGGAUCCCAAGCACCCCAAGCAGAGGGCCCGUGAGCGAGCCCUGCGUCACGUGCCGGACACCACCUUCCAGAGCUACAACCCUUCGACCGGUGUUUGGGUGUUUACCGUUGAGCAUUUCACUCUCUAUGGUAUUCCGGAAGAAGACGAUUCCGACGACGAGGAAGACGAGAUGGACGCACAGGACGACAGCAUUCUGAACGAGAACGGCAAGCGUGAGCGAUCCGCCGAAUCCGAGCGUUAUGGCUCUUACAACGGGGAUGAAGCCACCGGAUCUCCGUCAGAAAUCGAUCGAUCGUCCGUGGCUCCGAGUCACGAUGACGACGCAUCCGAGUAUGCACGGUCGUCUGUGCAGCCUGUCGAGAUCGCCGUCCGACAGCGAGACCUGAUCUUUACGGGCAUGUACGGCACCCCUCAACCUGACGACCUGGACAUGACGCCUAGGCCGAACAAAAAGAGGCUGCAGUUUUUUCGUAAAGCCGAGAAGGAUUUAGAUGGGGAGGUCGAUGGCGGUGACGUCGACCGAUCCUUUUUCGGCGCGACACGUACAGCCCCAUCGAAGGAAAGGGAAGAGUGGAAGAUGAAGAGGAUCGAGAGCAAGAGCACGAUAACCGCGGGGAAGGACAGCGCGUUCCUUGAUGCCGGUCUAGCGUUGGGAAGGAUACAUCGCGCGACGCUUGCUUCGACAGGUCAUGUGUUCAGGCUUCGACAGAAUCAGGUGAUCUCGUCACUGCGGCGCGAAGGCAAGGAGGCUGCCGAGGAUCGCGAAGUCAUGGUGAAGCUUUUGGAGUUUCAACUGAAGCAUACCAACUUUAUAGACGAACAGGGAGUCCCGAUUGCCGAGACCGACACGAAAACUCGCUUCAAGGACGUCGUCGAGUUGUUCCGAGGCGACGGCAGAUAUGAAGCCGAGCUGUGGAGAUUGGGAAGGGCGUUGUUUGAUGAGAUUCCGACACUGGCCAAUGCCGAGAUCCAGGGACAGGUUCGGGUCGACGCCGAGUCAUUAGUCCGCAAGACUGCACUUUCGGACUGGUUGACAAGUCAUUUGGCGCCUAUCGUGGAUCGGGAGAUCAAUACCAAGGACUCGGGGCCUCAGACUGUUUUCUCUCUGUUGAUCGCCAAUCAGGUCGCCAGGGCGACGUCCGUGGCCAUGGACGGAGGCGAUCUUCGAUUGGCAACCCUGGUUGCACAAGCAGGAUCGGGACCGGAAUUCCAAAACACGAUGGAGCAACAGCUAGAGAUCUGGCGCAAACAAGAUGUCGACGCACACAUCGACGUCUCGUAUCGUCGCGUCUACGCCUUACUAGCUGGUAUAAUCGACACCGUCGAAGGUGGACCGUCAGCGGAUCAGGUAGAGAUGAGCCAGGGUUUAUCCUGGCUGCAGGCACUGGGGAUGCACCUGUGGUUCGGCACUCCGUUGGAGCAGCCGUUGCCAGAUGUCAUCAAUAACUUCCGAGCGCACUUGCAGUCGGAACAUCCGCCUGCGAGGCCGGUCUUCGCGAACACCGAGAAUGAAGACGCCAUGUACGGAAUGAUGAAGGUGUUCAUGGAGCAAGCGACUCCAGCUGCUUGUCUCGCUGGAUCGGCGGCCUAUGGCAAGACCUCCAUGGACGUCCGACUACAGUGGCACCUGCUUGAUCUCUUGGUCAACGUCUUUGGCUUUGGCACAUCGGAAGAGCACGUCAUGGAGAGUGUCCGCACAUUUGAUAGGCUGAGCAUCGACUAUGCGAGUCAAUUGGAAAGGGAGGGAUUGUGGGAGUAUGCCGUAUUCGUCUUGCUUCAUCUCGAUAAGGAGGGCUCUCGACUGAAAGCUGUCAAGGAGGUACUCGGCCGACACGCCGCCGAAUUGGCUCACAAGGAAGAGAUUCUGCAACGCAUGAGCGUGCCGAAAGAGUGGCUUUCCGAGGCUAGGGCCGAUCUCUACGCGAGCAAGGGCGAUAUCUACUCGGAAUUCUUGUCUUGCAAGCAAGCCGGUCUGAUGGAUAGGGCUCAUCGCAUUGUCCUGCAGCGCCUAGCGCCAGAAGUCAUCUUGCGGGAAGACAUCGGGCUCUUGCGCAAGCUGCUCGCCGAUCUUGAGGACGCGAGGAUCGUCGACUGGCACAAGGGCGGCCAAGUCUUGUUGCAUUACAGCGAUCUUUGUGACCGUACCAAGGAUCUGUUGAACGCUUCAGGGGAGGUCUCGGACGACCUGACCGAGAUCAUCCGACGGAUCCCGGGCUUGCUCGAGAGCUUGGAGAGGAUCUAUGCGGACGACCGUUCGAUCGACGUCCAGCAGAUGGUCUGUCGCACGCACAUGCUCGCCAAGGUACAAAAAGUCGCCACGGCCCUGGCUUCCCGAGCAUUGAUGAGCAUGCCGCCCUUGUCACGGUUAUUGCCCGAAGGCGAUCGACUUCAGGUCAUGCAAUCGGCCUCUCGGGACAGGUUGCAACGGCACCUCGAAGCGCUGACCGCCUGAGUCUCCCAAGAAAAUUCGACUCCUAUUGAAAGCCUACAAGCAUUCUCGAAAUUUCUGCAUUCUAUCUUCUAGCAUGGAUCGUGUUUGUAUACAUAUCUAGUAAAAUGGCCUCUCUGGGCGUGGAGCGUGGUUUAUUCUCUUGAUGGCGCUCUCGUCAAUCUGAUCGUCCAUCUGCAUGCAUCGUCAUCGCCAGUAUACACGCCUGUAAGACUAACAGUCGACUUGGACGAAACCAUGCUACCGAGGCUUACCUGCCUAAGCAGAACGUCUA